AUGGAUAUCAAUUUCUCACAAUCUUCGCAAGAAGAUUUAAUAGAUAUUGAGAACAUAGAUGAUGAAAACUAUGAUGAUGAUCCUAUAUUUAACUUAGAGCAAGGCUUAUACGAGCAUGCCCUAGUUUCAACAGAAUAUGAGAAUGAUCUAUGGAAAGAAUUAAAUAUAGAAGAUAUACCAAUCUUGCAAGAAAUAAGCGAUGAGAAAAUCACAAAUAUAUCUAAUUCACGAGGAGGUCAUUAUGUGUGCUAUCAGUGUUAUGAAAAGAAUAGUGGAUAUUUGCAUAUACGCAUGGGUACAGGAGCUAAAACAGACCCAGGAUGCACCGCAAUGCAUUUAUAUGAUAUUGAAACUACUCUCCACCACUUUGCAAAGCUAAUUGAAAUGGUAGCGUAUUCAGAGAAUGAAGUAACAAAAAAGAAUUUACUUCAAAUUCUUAUUCCGUGCUUAGAAAAUUUCGAUUUGGAUUCAUCUUCUGCACCUAGCCAAUUACCCAGCUUGUUUGUAGUUAAUACAAUUUUUAAAAUUAGGGGACUUAAUUUUUCCAAACAACAAUUUAUACAAAAGCCUAAAAAAUAUGAAGAAUUUGGAAAGUUACUUGCCCUUGAAUAA
This is a messenger RNA of Scutellospora calospora, 612 nucleotides long. The record is from the annotation of a GenBank genome assembly. Lineage: Eukaryota; Fungi; Glomeromycota; Glomeromycetes; Diversisporales; Gigasporaceae.